Cydia splendana is the source of this 1616-nucleotide messenger RNA. It is a transcript of the gene nab, whose product is annotated as NGFI-A-binding protein homolog. Lineage: Eukaryota; Metazoa; Arthropoda; Insecta; Lepidoptera; Tortricidae. The transcript is spliced from 8 exons. The record is from RefSeq and is a predicted model, not a curated record. Bases 75 to 1481 code for a protein of 468 amino acids. Gene Ontology annotation, molecular function: transcription coregulator activity; transcription factor binding. Gene Ontology annotation, cellular component: nucleus. Gene Ontology annotation, biological process: negative regulation of DNA-templated transcription.
UGUGGCAGUGUUUUUCUGCCAGUUUUAGAUUAUGUAAUUUAUUUUUUCUGUGUUUUUGAAUUGUCGUUUAGUUGAUGUGUGCGAGCGAGAGGGAGAUGGAGAGCCCGGGCGAGGAAGCGGGACGGAGCGCCGCCCCCGCGACGAACGGGUCCAAUAAGAUCAUCGGUCGCAACGUGAAUGGAACCAUGGUUGUGACGUCCCGACCAUCCAACGAGGCUGAGCUGCAACUGUACCGCGUCAUGCAGCGUGCCAGUCUUCUGGCGUACUACGAUACGCUGCUCGAGAUGGGUGGUGAUGACGUCCAGCAACUUUGCGACGCCGGCGAAGAAGAGUUCCUCGAGAUCAUGGCGCUCGUUGGCAUGGCCUCCAAGCCCCUCCACGUUCGCCGUCUCCAAAAGGCCCUCCAAGAAUGGGUCAACAAUCCCGCCCUAUUCCAAAUCCCCAUUGUCCCUCUCUGUCCCACCGAAAACCCCUUCGUCUGCAACCAAAGAUUACUCAACAUGCCCACUUUACCUAGUCUACCACGUACAGUCAGCUCUCCUGAAAGCAGACCAAUGUACAGUCCUUCUCCAGGAGCACCAGAAAAUAGUUGUGGUAGCACAGCUUCCCAACCUAAUGCUAGUCCUGUCCAUACGAACAAUUUUACAAAAAUAGUCCUACCAUCGUCCCCUGCGGCAGCCCCUGUCACAACUACCGUCUCUAGAAGUUUCUCUCCUCAAUCCGCCUGUCCUCCUUCAGCUGGUUCUAGUCCAAGCUCAGUAACAUCCCCAGUCCAGUUAACACCAGUUUUACUAGACGUUCAUGUUCAAAAAUUAGCGGCUGCGGCAGAGAAGUUGAGCAAGAAUUUGCCUCAGUUAGAACCAAAGCCUCAGAACACGAAGAAGAAGAUGUGUAAAGACUUGGAGCUGGUGAUGAUGAUGCCGGAGGCGGAUCCGCGGAGGAUGGAGGAGAUAAGGAAGUACGCAGCGAUAUAUGGCAGGUUCGAUUGCAAGAGGAAACCGGAGAAGCCCUUAACGCUGCAUGAGGUGAUGGUAAACGAAGCGGCAGCUCAAAUGUGCCGCUGCGUCCCCGCGUUGCUGACGCGCCGUGACGAGCUGUUCCCUCUCGCGCGGCAACUAGUCCGAAGAGCUGGUCUCCAUUACUCUAAGCACGGCCUUCCUCCUACGGCGGCCGGCAACGAGGAGGCCGAAGAUGACGCGACCGCCGCUAAGCGGCCCCGCCAGGAUGGCGAGGAAGGUAACGGCAUCCGCGCCAGCCCUGACGCUGCACGGAGCAACUCAAACCACAGCUGGUGGGGCGUGAAGGCGGAGAGCGACGACGCGGACUCACGCUGUUCUUACUCAAGCACCAGUACACCACCACCGGACGCAGAAGAAAGACCACAAGUGGUAGCCGCACGAGGUGACAGCAUCAUAGCUGUAGCGAACCCGGCUCUCCAACCACCGCCACCACCUCACCCUGCGAGGAACCACUCCAACUGACAAUAAUCCUCAGGACCCCACUGCCGUGCAGAAAUCACGGUCUUAUCAUGAUCAGCCACAAUACGAGCGUUUACCACUGCGAACAAGUAGGCCGUGUAAAUUUUCAAUUCAAAUGCGAUACCUACUUUGUCAGGG